AUGGAGGGGAACAAAAAAGUGUCGGUCGCCGUUCGUGUGCGUCCGGUUCUGCGGGAGGGUGUCUCAUACGCGCAGGUUCAGGAGAAGUUUGAGCUCGAGGCUGUCCACCGCAUGGGCGACACAUCGUUGAAGGUGGAACUCCAGCGGCCGGGGGAGCCGACGCGAAGCAGCAUGUUCAACUUCGACUACAUAUUCGACCAGGAGAGCACGCAGCUGGAGGUGUACGAGGAAGCGGUCGUCGACCUCGUAGACGCUGCCUUGACCGGCGCAAAUGCCACCAUUCUGGCGUACGGCCAGACGGGGUCUGGCAAGACCUUCUCUGUGCUGGGCGAGGUAAAGCCGAACCCACUCGAGAACGAUCUCCUCACGCACAACAGCGGCUUGUUCUUGCGUGUACUGAGUGAUUUGCUUGAAUACAAAAUGCGUCGCGCCAAGAAAGGUUUCCACGUUGUUAUUGGGCUUAGCUGCGUCGAAAUAUACAACGAGAACAUUCGAGAUCUCUUCGGUGGGACGCCAGGAACGCCACCGCCGCCGCUGAAGGCAGUUAUGAUUGGCGAUGAGGUGCUGCUCCCUUCCCUCAUCAUUAAGGAAAUGAAGUCUUUGCAGGGAGUAUUUAAUGAGAUUCAGCUUGCCAUAUCCCGACGGAAGAGCAGAUCAACGGAGGUCAACGCCGCUUCCAGCCGAAGCCACUGUUUGUUUCUCAUUGAUAUAUUACAACAGGCGGCCACUGCCCCUCCGCCUUCGAUAUCGAUUCUGGAGAUAAAGAAGGGCUCAAAAGGAAAUGAGGCCAAACGAGUUGUGUCAACUGGGGCCGGGCCGGGGGAAAUGCAGUUCGACGGUUUGGUGUAUCGUAUUCCUGGCCAACAGGAGCCCAUUUAUGCAAGCAAAAUACUAUUGGCCGAUCUUGCUGGCAGCGAAAAAAUUGCAAAGAGCGGUGUCUCGGGGGAAGGGCUGGCGGAGGCCACCUCUAUCAACAGCAGCCUCACCGCACUGGGCAAUGUGGUUCACAGUCUUUAUGAAGGGGGCUAUGUGAGUUAUCGCACCUCAAACUUGACGUGUCUCCUCAAGCCCACCUUCAGCCAUCCCAACUCACGCGUUCUGCUUCUGUCGCAAGUUUCACCGACUCAGUUGACGUUUGAUGAAACGAUCAGUACACUUCACUUUGCCAAUAAGGUGAAGGCGAUGAAGGUGACAACGACGACAGGCGCUGAAGCGGAAAAACUUCUAUUCGAUUACCUUGAGACUGAGAAGACAUACGACAGCCUCCUCGCGGAUCUUCACAUCUUCGCCGAGGAAUCGGGGUCGAAGAGCGCCGUUAUUCGAAGGAACUGUAGACAAAACGAUGGACUUUACUACAGUACAGCCGAACAGAUGAAACCAAAGCCAAACAUGAGGGAGAGGCGCUCAACAACUGAGAAUCUCGGUGCGAUUCGUUUUGCAACUGGAGAGCGCGAGACUCUGAUGAAGGCAAAGCAGCAGGAGGAGGCUGAAAGCGAAAUGAAGCGAGAAAAAAUGAUUCGUGAUGAGGCAACAAAAACGGUGGCGGAGCAUGCGAACCUCAUCGAGGAGACACGCGAAAGCAUCAACAGGGAGAAGGAAACCUCUAAACAUGUUGGUGCCCAGGACCUUCAGGUUGCCUCACUCACAGGGGCCUCUGUCCUCCAGACUGAGGAAUCCGCUGCGUACGCCGCGUUGAUGUCGGCGUUUGCUGCUGAGCAGAUAAGCCUCUGCCAGAAGAGUAUACAGGAAAGCGAAAACAAGCAAGAGGCCGUCAGCAAUGAACUCAACGCGCAACGCCUGUCGGCUGGUGAGAUGCCUGAGGUUGCAGAAGACAAUUAUAAAUAUGCGCAAGCGUGCUGGGGCCAUUCAACGGCGAAGAAGUUCUUUGCAAAAUACGUUGAGCUUCGUGAGAUUCAAACGCAGAUGAUGGCGCUGGAGAAGGGAGUCACCGUCCUCGAGCGUUGGAAGGCGGAGCACGCAGCGACGCUGCAGGAUGGACCGAGUGAGAUAUCGAGGGCCGUAGAAUAA
Molecule: messenger RNA, 2028 nt
Organism: Trypanosoma grayi
Lineage: Eukaryota; Euglenozoa; Kinetoplastea; Trypanosomatida; Trypanosomatidae
Product: kinesin
Exons: 1
Coding region: 1-2028 (675 amino acids)
Biological process (GO): microtubule-based movement
Cellular component (GO): kinesin complex; microtubule
Molecular function (GO): ATP binding; microtubule motor activity; ATP hydrolysis activity
Source: RefSeq, a predicted model, not a curated record